Messenger RNA from Andrographis paniculata, 633 nucleotides. Its product is annotated as agamous-like MADS-box protein AGL62. The record is from RefSeq and is a predicted model, not a curated record. Bases 1 to 633 code for a protein of 210 amino acids. The transcript has a single exon. Gene Ontology annotation, biological process: positive regulation of transcription by RNA polymerase II. NCBI's taxonomy places the organism in Eukaryota, Viridiplantae, Streptophyta, Magnoliopsida, Lamiales, Acanthaceae. Gene Ontology annotation, molecular function: RNA polymerase II cis-regulatory region sequence-specific DNA binding; DNA-binding transcription factor activity, RNA polymerase II-specific; protein dimerization activity.
AUGGCGAGAAAGAGCCGAGGCCGUCAAAAGAUUCAAAUGAAGAGAAUGUCGAAAGAAAGCAAUCUCCUCGUAACCUUCUCGAAGCGCCGGUCGGGACUUUUCAAAAAAGCCAGCGAGCUUUGCACUUUAUGCGCGGCCGAAAUCGCGAUUAUCGUAUUCUCUCCGGGGAAGAAAGUUUUUUCGUUCGGCCACCCUAGCGUCGACUCCGUCGUCGAUCGCUACCUGGACCUCCAGGGCCAGGCGGCUCAGCCGCCCAAGCCGGCGGCUCUACAGCUCGUGGAGGCUCACCGCAGCGCCGGAAUACGGGAGCUGAAUUUGCAGCUGAACGAAUUGCUCGGCGCGGUGGAGGCUGAGAGAGGCAGGGCGGAGGAGCUGAGCCGCCUGAGGGAGAAGAGUGGCGGCGGCGGCGAGGGGCGGUGGUGGGAGGCGCCGGUGAAGGAGAUGGGUAUGGGAGAGUUGGAGCAGUUGAGGGAAGCCAUGGAAGAUUUGAGGAUGAAUGUUUUCCGGCAGGUGGAGAAAAUGAUGAUCUUGAUGCCGCCGCCGUUUGUGGCGGUGGAGGCUGGUGGCGGCGCAGGGCAGCUUCCGAUGGGGCUGCAGGGAUUUACUAUUGGAUUUGGGCCUUCGCUUUUUUGA